Molecule: messenger RNA, 228 nt
Organism: Aspergillus aculeatus ATCC 16872
Lineage: Eukaryota; Fungi; Ascomycota; Eurotiomycetes; Eurotiales; Aspergillaceae
Exons: 3
Coding region: 1-228 (75 amino acids)
Source: RefSeq, a predicted model, not a curated record
AUGCGCUUCGCACUGUGGUCCGCUGCCCUCUUCGUCGGCUGCAUGGCUGCCCCCAUGCUUCCGACGCACCCGCUCAUUGUCCGAAGAGAAUUGACAGAGAACGUGAGUCUCCUCAAUCUCUUCAUUCGAGUGCGCGACAACGACGAACCGUUGACCUCCGAUGGCGACGUGGACCCUGUCAAUGACGGCGAGGUCAACAACAACAUCUCGCUGAUCCGGCUCUGCUAG